Molecule: messenger RNA, 827 nt
Organism: Syzygium oleosum
Lineage: Eukaryota; Viridiplantae; Streptophyta; Magnoliopsida; Myrtales; Myrtaceae
Product: zinc finger BED domain-containing protein RICESLEEPER 2-like
Exons: 2
Coding region: 37-720 (227 amino acids)
Molecular function (GO): protein dimerization activity; DNA binding
Source: RefSeq, a predicted model, not a curated record
UUUGACAAAUACUAUGGGAGUUUGGAUAAAGUGAAUAUGUUGGUGUUGAUUGCGGUUGUGUUGGAUCCUAAAGCCAAGUUGAGUUAUGUGAAUUUCUUGUAUGGACAAAUUUAUGAUGAUGAAUUGAAAGUCAAUGAGAUGCAUUACAAGGUGAAGGUUGCAUUGGAGCGUUUAUAUGAAUUUUAUGAACAAUCUUCUCUUGCUUCAAGUGAUAGAAAUUUUGGUGCCCAAAGUUUGAGUGCUAGUAGUAGUGGUUCCAAUGCCGAUGCCGGUGGUAGUGAAGGUAGCAAGAUCAAGAAGUAUGACGCCCAAGCUUGGCGAAAAACCUUUAUGCACUCGAACCAACAUAUGUGCAAUGACAACAAAUCUGAGCUUGAUCAAUAUCUUGAAGAAAAAAAUGAAAAUAUUCUUGAUCUUGACCUUUUGAUGUGGUGGAAGACUAGUGGCUCAAAAUAUAAAAUUCUAUCUUUGAUGGCUCGGGAUGUUUUGUCUAUUCCCGUAACUACUGUUGCUUCGGAGUCGACUUUUAGUACAUCGGGUCGUGUGCUUGACAGCUUUCGAAGUUCUUUGACUCCCAAAGUAGUGGAAGCUUUGAUUUGCACUCAAGAUUGGUUGAGAGCCGUUCGUGUGCCGAUUGAUGUUGAAGAGUGCAUCGAAAAUGCAGAAAAAUUUGAGAUGGAUAUGGAUUGUCUGAAUGAGGAGAUUAUCGUCAGUAAAUAGAGUUUACCAGUUGAAGCGGAAUGAAUAUAUGUGGUAGGCUUUCUAAUACUUAUUUUAUUUUACCAAUAAAUUGAUAUGGAUUGUCUUAAUACUUUGGUUGUCUUUGA